Molecule: messenger RNA, 513 nt
Organism: Bemisia tabaci
Lineage: Eukaryota; Metazoa; Arthropoda; Insecta; Hemiptera; Aleyrodidae
Source: RefSeq, a predicted model, not a curated record
AUGAGGGAAAGAAGGGAUGUGCUCCUCAGUCAAGGGCCAUUGGUGGCUGUUGAAGAUUAUAACAGACCCGAGACUCUCAUGAGAUACUUCGGUGAUGAGACACAUCCAGGUGCCCAUAUUCCAUUCAAUUUCUUUCCUCUACUAUUCUUGUCGUUUAAGUCAAAUUCAACAGUGAUCGAAAAAGUGAUACGCGCAUGGACGGAUGUUUUUCCGGAGGGUUACUACAACUGGGUGCUGGAAAACCACGAUAAUCCCCGUAUGUCGACCAAAUUCAAUCCCGAAAGUGUCGAUAUGUUAAACGCUUUCAUUUUGCUCCUACCCGGAGUUGCAACUAUUUAUUACGGAAGUGAACUCGGUUUGGAGGACAUAAAAACACGACGGGACCAACGACGAGACCCACAGAACGCCGGCCUCGCAGAUCCAACCGUGACGCGGGAUGCCUCGAGGGGCCCGAUGCUUUGGGAUGACACCACUAAUGCAGAUCUUUGGAAACUGAGACUGUGGCAGUUCUAA